Molecule: messenger RNA, 6771 nt
Organism: Varroa destructor (honeybee mite)
Lineage: Eukaryota; Metazoa; Arthropoda; Arachnida; Mesostigmata; Varroidae
Source: RefSeq, a predicted model, not a curated record
CUUUCAUUUCCUAGAGAUGAUUCACCCUCACUUUUGGCAGUCGCGGCUGCGUCCACGUCCUUUCUACGAAGAUUAAUGCUCGCCCCAAAGAUGAUUCAACAUAGAAGGCAUUGGACAUGAUCUAGAUGAUGACUGAAAAUACUCUGGCAGAAUACAGCCUUCAACGUCGGUGAAAGGCGGCCAGUGCGUCUUCAGCUGUCGCAGGGGCAACAUGAUGAUUUUUCAAGAUGUAACGGACUGGCAGAAACGGGCUUAUCAGGAACUCGGAGAAACCCCCGAGGUACGCCGAAAGCUUCUUACCGAAUUCCGUUCGACAGUGUCGGAGAUUCGAGAGUUCCGACCGCGUCUCGAUGAGGAUUUUCUGUUGAGAUUUUUGCGUGCGAAGAAAUUCAAUCUUCAACGAGCCGUCAAGACAUAUAAACGCUACUUUCGUAUUAGGCUGGUUGAUCCUGAACGCUUCAUGCCCAUUGGCAAAGGACCCAAGGAUUAUGCUGGCGCCUAUGAACUCAAGGUGGGCACUCUCCUCAAGCAGCUUAAUCCACUCGAUGGUACAACAACAAUUAUUUGGAGAAUUGGAAAUUGGACUCCAAAUUGUGGAUUCGAUCUACGUGACAUUUUUACGCCAACUGCUAUGGUUGGUGAUUUAACAUUGGAGGAUCCUCAAGUGCAAGUGAAUGGGGUUCGUUUUCUUAUUGAUCUAGAGAAGAUGCACUGCUCUUACGUACAGUACCUACCAUUCUCGGCUAUAAAGGCCUUGGUGAUGGCUCUACAAGAUGGCUACCCCGUUCGCUUCAAAGGUGUCCACGUUGUGAAUAACACUGCAAUAUGGGAUCUCAUUUACAGCGUGGCUAGACCACUGCUCGGGGCUAAGCAGAGGGCCCGUUUCCAUAUGCACGGCCGGGAUAUGGCGUCGUUACACCGCUUCAUUCCAGCUGAGAUUCUUCCGUUCGAGUACGGUGGCACCGCUGGUCAGUCUACCCAUAAGUGGAUCCUCAAACAACUUUAUGAGCGUCACGAUAAGUUUGUGCAAAAUAGCUACUACGGAUACAAUGUGCCUAAGACAUACAAUGACUGCGCUGAUCAUGAGUCAAGCUGAUAGAGCAUUGACAAUCAGAUCUAAGUCUCGGGUCAGGCGUUUCGCAUAAUGCUUACACAAAGUUGUCUCCAGAUUUAUGUCAGGUACCGGUAGGCGGUUUAAUGCGAAUACUCAAUAGUUUUUUUUCGAUAUACAUCGUUGUAUGCAAGUACAUCAGGAGCAUUGCGUAAUGAACCUGCCACAUUUCUAACCGACGCUAAGCUUCUAUUAGUAAAUGUUUGGUUAUCUUUAGCUAGACAUGCUAGAUUGUUGAUAUGUGUAUUCAAUUUGUUAAAAGCUCAAUCGGUCAAAUUGGAGAAUCAAUAUUGGAGAUCGUUAGAUAGUUUCGUAUAGUGAUUUUUUGCCGGUCGAACCAGACUCAUAUUACAACUGCAUGAUGUGGAAAAAUAUCAAGAUUAAGUGUAGCCCCGCUAUAAACUACAUAAGAACUUACCACAAGCCACUUAUACUGUGAGUCUGUAGAUUUAGCUAACGGUGCAACAAAGUAUAUAUAUGAAAUAUAUCAACAAUUUAUAGUCAUCUUUUUCUACUAUAUGAUGGAAAUAUUGGCGCAGCGCCUCUCUCUAGACUCGACAGCUUGAUAUUUAAUCGAAACUCUGCACAUAAAAACAAAAAUACUUAACUACCGCAAUAAACCUGUAAGUCAAGUGAGUCAUAGUACUACACUCAUUCUCAGUUUAUAGUUUAUAGUUUAUAGAUGGUUACCACUUAUAUGUCGUACGAAAUUAAUCUUUAUGUCUUGGGCUGUGUCAGUACGUGAAUCUCCUAAAUUAUGUUUGCUAAACGUUGCCUUUCAUUGGCAACGCAAAAUAUUUGAAGUCUUAACGGUUAACAGCAAAACGAGUUGACAAUUGAUACAAACUGGUUUCAUUACUGGUUAAUAAAUAAAUAUUGAAUUAAGCGGCAUAAAAAAAACACCAAAAUCUAUUUCAUCUUUAGAUAUUAACACGGCUUUCAAGCCACCGAAGCAGAUCGCGCUCUGAUUUUAUUUAAUGAUAUGAUUAAUCCAAUCUCUAUAUACACAUAUAACGUGGAUUAUAGAAAUGGGUAACAGAUGUAGUUCUAGAUAUCAUUGGGCGACCUCCAGUGGAAAUACAACAUAGUUAUAUCAUUUAGAAGACUCAACGAAAGGUUCGACAACUAUGAACCUAUUUGGAUAUACUCCAUAUUUUGACUAGGCACACUAUAUACAUAUAAUGCUAUCAUAACUGAGGUCGACUAUCAGUCGAUGUAGCCACUGUUGUUCUAUCAUAAGCGGCACCCCUGCACCUUUGAGUACUUAAUGCGUAUGUAAACUGUGAUUCUAAUCGUCGAAGAAAGACCUAAAGGCUACUAAAAGUAAAAUAAGAUACUAAAAACGUUCUACUUCAUUCGUUUAUCACAUUGUGCCGCAUAAGCGAAAUAAAAUAAAGUAAAGCAGAUCUUCUUUGCAUUAGCUAUCCACUUCAUACCUUUACCUGUAGGCAGAAUGGACUGCGAUAUGUCUUGUCUCCCACUGGUUCCAAAUUUGUUCGUAAUCUUAAAUUAUUAUCUUGUCUUAUCCUCUGGAAAAAAAUCAGGAUAAUAUUUUUGCCGUUAGAAUUCACUAGGUCUCCUCUAGAUCUCUUAAAAAGCUAACACGGCAAAUAUAACAUUUCAUAAAACAUGCUACUUGGUAUCUAAUCAACACACGAUGGAGAAAAGAUACGCUGCAUGAUGAAUUGUAAAUAUCUGAACGACAUAAAUACUACUGAAAACAACCGAAAAAUCACCUAAUCCUUAAAAAAAUUAUGUGCAAAUAAUCGCGUUAGAAAAACACUGUGCAGAAGCCUUAGCUAGUAAAACAUCGCUUUUAAUGCGCAUGACCAAUAAUGCGGGUCAAGUACCCGAAUUACGAGUAUACGAAACAAAAAGAAAGAAGUCUGGCAAUCCUGUUCAAACUUCUGUACUGUGUAAACUUCAGUUGAGAAUGUCAUUCAAAAGAGAAUCUGCGGCGGCAAAGAAAGAGUCAUAGAACAGAAGAAAACAGCACAGUGUUGUUAAUGCAUGGAACCACAUAAUUGUGGAGAUUAUAGUAAACAUUUGGCAUUAUAAAAAGUGCUAAAGUAGUUGUUCCCUGGCAUUGAAUGCUAUUGCGAAAACUUUUCUUUCAAACGAGACCUAUCAUUCAACUGAUUUGCUCCAUGCAGAAAAAAGUAGAUUAUGUUCGUUGUUCUAAUAUAACCUUGGCGAGCCUGGGCAUAAAAGCGUUGGGGCAGAACUAUGUUUUUGUUAGGACAACGUCGGUGGAAAUUUUAUUUGGAAAAAACAUGUGGACAUUGUUGUAGUCUCUGGAAAUAUAGCCUAACUUGGCACAUAAGAAUUUUGUUGCAAAAAACGAUGCACAUAUUUAUGUGGGUUUUUGUUUUAAAUGAGCCUAAAUCUUUUCUCACUAAGACCGUUUCCAAGGCCAUAUAAGUUGCCUAAAAUAAAAUGAAGAGCCAUAUUACAGCACGGAUUGGGAUUCUAUUCAGACGGUUAGCAUUAGCAAGUAGUGAAAUUAACAGAAGCUAAUACACUUAGCUGAGGAUCAAAUCCUAAGCGGUCACUUGCAAUUGGAAAUGAUUAGAGACGGUGAGCUGAAAAUAUUACGGUGAUGUCUUAGUAAGCACCUAAUAAAUGAGAAAUGGAAACGAAGCUUUUUGUAUAAUAAAAAUCGCUAACAUAAUAUAUUCAGCUUGUGUUGAAAAGUUAGGUUGGUAUGAGUGGGAACGCCAGCCUCAACUAACUUCCCGACAUGCCGUCUUUCAUAUUGCUAUUACCAUUGGCUACUUUCAGAAAUAUGCAUUGUCGCAAAUAAAAUGGUUAAAUAAUUAUAAAAAGACAUGUUACACAUAGCUCAUCCUAUUGUAGGUUCUCAUAAAGACCGUCGGUCCUUUAAAGGAAAAUAGAGAAAUAGUUUAUGACAAAAGUUCCUGCCAAAGGGUCUUGGAAAAACCCAUAUUCGAACACUAAAACAAGCGCUACUGCCUUUAAAGCUUCUCAAAACAUUUUAAAUUUGUUAGGGGCAGGUGAUUCCACUCAAAUUUGCGACACAUUAUUCCUAACUUGAAUAGUGCGUGUGCUAAUACAGAUUUCAGGAACAGACUGGUUGAUGUCAGCGAUUCGACGCAGGCGUACACCUGAACCAAUAUUCAAUGACCAGGCACAACUUUGAUCAUUUAGAUAUACCAAACGGCGCCGCCUCUCAAAAAAAGGGUACAGUUCUCAGUUUCUAUCUCUUUCGCUCCUAACGAAGGAGCAAAUAAACUUUUUGUUUCAAUGUUUAUCUAAAACACUUUUGUUUCACUUUUAAUUAUAUUUAGCCUAUAGCACGGAUCUAAUUUACUGUGAUGUUUUUUAAAAUCUUUACAAAUUCAUCCUUGAGCUUCCGAAAGUUGAGUACCCUAAUGUCAAAAUUUGUUUAAUUCGGACAAAGAAACCAAAUACCAGGAAAAGAGGCAAAUGGCGUCACGAAACCAGACAUCAAAGCCAGAUUGUACAUCAGAGACCAGUAAUCUGAAUGUUACUUGAUUCCCCUCUGUCACCACUAUCUAAUUUACAGACUUUCCUAUGCGGCGAUAGCCCAAGCCCCCUCGUACAAUGUAUCCCUUCAGCUAUCAGAUCUAAGUCUCAAGCAGGUUAAGUUGUAGCGACAGAAAAUAGACCCCAUCGGAGACCUCCAACAAAAGUAGAAUAGGCGGCUACUAGGUCGUUAGCUUGAAUCCAGAUCAAAAGGCUCUUACAACACAUUGCCUCUAAAGAGUACAGUAGCUAUUUGCUUACAAGGCUGUUUUUUUCUUGGCAUCGUCGCUUCCCUUGGCUAGAAGGGGUCCAACAAAUGUCUGAUUUUUCACUCAGAGAAGCAAGGAAAUCCUACGUUACAGACGAUAUGACUCAAGCUCUUUAGUGAACGGCAAUAAAGAAACAUGCUCGCUAAAUCUUUGAUGCUCCAGACCAUUUGCUGCGUCUAUGGACGUCAAUGGGCGGCAAAUUGAAUACAGCUCUGCUUCCAUCUUCAUAUGAAAUUCUAUCAUAAGCUUGUGCAGGUAUGUUGGUGCUUGAUAACUCGUUAGUUGACUGGGUUACAGUGCGCGCCCGGGCUAAAAAAAUGAUGAAGAAGUGUCUUUAGUCUGCAAAUGGAAUGGCGGAAUCACGUCGUCAACGGAACUCAUUUACCAACACAGCACGCUGCCGUACCGCUUGCUAACUGCUACACUGAUGCCAUUAACCUUCAUUAACUGUCAAAUAAGUGUCCAUAUUUGUGAGAGAAUACAUCUACUGUCGAGGCAUUCUCCGAUUCCUCUAAGGGGGAUUUAUAUUCCAGUACUGCAACAAAACGCGUGGCUUAACAUUGCUACUUCUUCUGCUUUCGAGACGAUCGUUGUCAUCGUAACAUCGAGCGAGAAGCAUGGUUGAUGGUAAAUUAGUGAAAAGAACUUUUAUUGUGACGCCUAGCUCGAGCUUUGCGUCAUUGUGUUGCUGCCGCUCGAGCUUGCCUUCCCCUUACGCUGUACGACAACCUUAAAUACCACAUUCAUCGAACUUAAUGCGUAAGUGAACAAAGACGGGGGCACGCAGCCGAGGCGGCUGUUACUGUCGCAAUUACGAUGGCGGCUGCUUAUUCCGUCGAGGUGUCGAAACGGCGCCACGAGCAGGCGGACAGAAAAAAUGGGGAGAGUGAACACCGGCCUCGCCACUAAGUGCAACACGAGUGGAGCGGCCGACCAGGCGGCUAGGUGAGCUAGUUCUGCUUGUCGGCGAGCAGUUGCCGGUAGUGACCGGCUCAUUCGAACCGCUUGCACCUGAGAGUGUAAGUUAAAAGGAGACGCAGACGGUUUUAGCACUGCUCGUUCAUCCAGUCCACUCCAGAUCUAGCUGAAAGUCCCGUUGAAAAUCGAGGGUAAGGGAGGGCGCUGGUUGCACUUCUCGGCAGAUGCUCCACCAUCGGCAGAUGCUCCGCCACAUCGUCAUGCUUCCUCCUACGAAAAGGGAGAUUAUGGGGGCGCUGUCUGCAGUGGUUCUACAAGAUCCGGCGCCAUGCUGACACCCUAGGGAAAGAAUCAUAGAGACACUCGGUAAGGAGGGUCUGGGGAUGUGGGGGGUCACUGUAAAGAGUGGUGAGGUAAUGGGUGACCGGCAGGGGCUUUGUGACUCCAGAGAGGAGCGCAAGGGCGGCUCGCGCGGGUGCCUCUAUUGAAGGGGGCCAAGUGCUGCUCCUGCCACCGCGGCUGUUGUCGUCAGCGCGGCUGGCUAAGCUUGCGCUCCGCGAGCUAAGGUAGCCCGGAGCGGAGUUCGUCGUCGGAACUGAUCUAGCUUGCGGAUCACGAUGUCUGACAGCGAGGGUGCGUCGGCUGCAGCGGAGAAGAAGCGCAGGGGUCGCCCGAAGAAGCCUGACUCGGAUAAGGCCCCCACAAAACGCAAGGCGCCUUCGGGUGGUGGCUCGGGUGGUAAGAAGGCCCGUGGCCGACCUAAGGGCUCCGGUAAGAAACGAGGACGAAAGCCGAAAGCUAAGAAAGAGGAGAAAUCUGAAGACGAUGACGGUCAGGAAUAAACGAUGAUCAGAUAUAUCCAAUCAUCGCAUAGGACAGAUAGGACGUUGGUAUUCCUGAUGUCCUCGAGCAUUUAACAAAAACAGAAAUCACGAGCCGCUGAAAAGAAGGACAAUGUGAUCACAA